This is a messenger RNA of Rhinopithecus roxellana (golden snub-nosed monkey), 2153 nucleotides long. RefSeq names its product solute carrier family 19 member 3 (gene SLC19A3). The record is from RefSeq and is a predicted model, not a curated record. Bases 86 to 1576 code for a protein of 496 amino acids. The transcript is spliced from 6 exons. Gene Ontology annotation, cellular component: plasma membrane. Gene Ontology annotation, biological process: thiamine transport; transmembrane transport. NCBI's taxonomy places the organism in Eukaryota, Metazoa, Chordata, Mammalia, Primates, Cercopithecidae. Gene Ontology annotation, molecular function: thiamine transmembrane transporter activity.
AGCGUUUGGAUCCACCUGGCAGCCGCGGGGGAGUGGUCGUCCGGCAAGUGAGCGAUUUGGUGAACAGACACCUCCUUCUGUAGCCAUGGAUUGUUACAGAACUUCACCAAGCAGUUCCUGGAUUUACCCCACUGUGAUCCUCUGCAUAUUUGGUUUUUUCUCCAUGAUGAGACCCUCAGAACCAUUCCUUAUCCCAUAUUUAUCUGGACCAGAUAAAAACCUGACCAGUGCAGAGAUAACAAAUGAGAUCUUCCCCGUUUGGACAUAUUCCUACCUGGUGCUGCUGCUGCCUGUGUUUGUCCUCACCGAUUACGUCUGCUACAAGCCGGUCAUCAUCUUGCAAGGUAUCAGUUUCAUCAUUACCUGGCUGCUGCUCUUGUUUGGCCAAGGAGUGAAGACCAUGCAGGUUGUAGAGUUCUUCUAUGGGAUGGUGACCGCCACCGAGGUGGCCUACUAUGCCUACAUAUACAGCGUGGUCAGCCCCGAGCACUACCAGAGAGUGAGCGGCUACUGCAGGGGCAUCACGCUGGCUGCCUACACAGCAGGGUCCGUGCUGGCCCAACUCUUGGUAUCCCUGGCGAACCUGUCGUACUUUUACCUCAACGUCAUAUCCUUGGCCUCUGUCUCCGUGGCCUUCCUUUUCUCACUUUUCCUACCAAUGCCCAAGAAAAGCAUGUUUUUUCAUGCAAAACCCAGCAGAGAGAUAAAGAAGUCAUCGAGUGUGAAUCCAGUAUUAAAGGAAACUCACGAAGGUGAAGCACCAGACUGUGAAAAGCAGAAACCCACAUCAGAAAUACCCAGCACUUCAGGGAAGCUGAAUCAGGGCCAGCUGAACAGCCUGAAACCAAAGAAUGUGACUGUGGAAGUUUUUGUGCAGUGGUUCCAAGAUCUGAAGGAGUGCUACUCCUCAAAACGCCUUUUCUACUGGUCUCUAUGGUGGGCUUUUGCCACAGCAGGUUUUAACCAGAUUUUGAACUAUGUUCAAAUCCUGUGGGAUUACAAGGCACCUUCCCAAGAUUCUUCCAUCUAUAAUGGGGCUGUAGAAGCUACUGCAACCUUUGGAGGGGCUGUGGCUGCCUUUGCAGUGGGUUAUGUGAAAGUCAACUGGGACCUUCUGGGAGAGCUGGCUCUGGCGGUCUUCUCAGUUGUCAAUGCAGGUUCUCUAUUUCUCAUGCAUUACACAGCCAACAUCUGGGCCUGCUAUGCUGGCUAUUUGAUAUUCAAGUCCAGCUAUAUGCUUCUUAUAACCAUAGCAGUAUUUCAGAUUGCAGUCAAUCUGAGUGUGGAACGCUAUGCCCUGGUAUUUGGAAUCAACACCUUUAAUGCCUUGGUGAUUCAGACCAUCAUAACUGUGAUUGUAGUAGAUCAGAGAGGGCUCAACUUGCCAAUCAGCAUUCAGUUUUUAGUUUAUGGGAGCUAUUUUGCAGUAAUUGCUGGAAUUUUCCUAAUGAGAAGCAUGUAUAUUAUCUACUCAACCAAAUCCCAGAAGGAUGUACAGAGCCCUGCUCCAAGCGAGAAUCCAGAUAUGUCUCACCCAGAGGAAGAGAGUAAUGUCAUCAUGUCAACAAAACUCUAACCUCAUUGCAACAACUGCAGCAGUGGCUUUCAAAGCUAUGCAAUAAUAAGGAAGGAUUUUGAGAUGGGUGGCAUAUGUUUUGCCAUAACUUGACAUGCUUUGUGCAAAUCGGGAUUCCAAUGGACCUUUCAAAACCACAACAAAACCUCAGUUGUAGACGAGUUCUCUAUCUGCCCAAUUUUACUGGAUGCAAUUGACAGAACCCAUUGUCAUAAUUAAGCAACCCAUAUUGGGGACCCCCUGUGACUAGUAGCAGCUGGAAAAUUCUGGUUUUUCUCACUUGUAAGGACACGCAGAUGGUGUGGAACCAAACCAUGAGAAAACUCCAGACAUCCUGGAGUUGGUAUUCACCAUUUGUGGGGAGAAAUACUAACUGGACGGACCCUAUUGCUUGGCUUAAAUACUUGUUUGAUCUUACCAAAGAAGUCAACGCAUGGGACCUUUUUUGUCACACGAGCCAUUUUCUUUCUUCUUCUAAUAAGUGUAUUUCUGUUUAAGUUACAGUUCUCCAAGAGAAUUACAAGGUUUAUCCCAUUUCUAAGGGCUUGUCUUCAACUCUGAUAACAGCAUUAUUCAC